This is a messenger RNA of Drosophila ficusphila, 1107 nucleotides long. RefSeq names its product mitochondrial import receptor subunit TOM22 homolog (gene mge). The record is from RefSeq and is a predicted model, not a curated record. Gene Ontology annotation, cellular component: mitochondrial outer membrane. Bases 266 to 712 code for a protein of 148 amino acids. Lineage: Eukaryota; Metazoa; Arthropoda; Insecta; Diptera; Drosophilidae. Gene Ontology annotation, biological process: intracellular protein transport. The transcript has 3 exons.
UAUCGCGAAAAGUCCAUCACUAAGCUCACGAGGAGUAGCACGUCUAAAAAUCAAUUUUAUUGAAAUUGAAGCGACCGCGAACGAGAAUUCCUCCAAAGCUCAAUUAAAUGCAAGUGCAAACUGCAUUUUGCGAGCGAUUUCGGUGAUACGAGAAUUGGGUGUUCUUUCAAAGGGUUGCUUAAUAGCUGAGCCCUCGAUUUCCGACCGUGUGCGUUGAUUCAAAGCCGCAAAAGUGGAUACCGAAACAGUGAAAAUCGAGGAUUUGAUGGACUCUGAUCCUGAAAUCGAGUUCAUUGAAAAGGAUAGCGGGAUGUCAUCGUUGGGUGGCAGCAAAGACGAAACGCCCGAGCGGCGGGCAGUGGCUGCUACUACAAAUGAGCCACAGGGCGAGAACUACGAUGAUGAACCUGAUGAGACGGCGGCCGAGCGAUUCUGGGGCCUGACGGAGAUGUUCCCCGAGCCACUGCGCAAAGCGGUAGGUGCCGUGAGCAGUGCUACUGUGAACGGCGUCAAGGGAUUCUACACGUUCUCGUGCAACGCCAGCUGGAUAUUCUUCACCAGCUCGGUCAUCCUGUUCGCACCGGUCAUCUUCGAGACGGAGCGCGCCCAGAUGGAGGAGCUGCAGAGGUCGCAGCAGAAGCAGGUGCUCCUGGGACCCAGCAGCGCGAUGGGACCCGGCGGAUCCUCGCCCAGUUUACCCUUGAUUCGUUAACCGAGAGAAAUACCCUACCACAUACGCAUAUUAGAUCUACGAUAACCGGCAGCGGAACUCCGGAAAUUGCCACACGUUAGCUUAAGUUUGUCGAUACCAAUCAAUCCCAGUCGAAAUCGAGAAGUAGAGGACGUCUCAAAUGGCCGAGAAGGUAAUAGAACCAGCGGUUCCCCUAAAAGCAGCCACCCAUCAAAUGCCACUCCAUAGCCCAGCAUUUACACGUUUACACUCGAGGAACUCCAGGCCCCGAAAAAAGGAGACGUCCCCUUCAAUCGAAACGAGCAGUUGCAAAACUUCAGAUAGGUGUUAGCAUUGUAGUUGGCGUACAGUGUAUAAACAAAGCAACCACUACGGUUUAAACCAAUUAAUAAAAAUACGUUUAUUAAUAGUUAAAA